Molecule: messenger RNA, 1167 nt
Organism: Alternaria atra
Lineage: Eukaryota; Fungi; Ascomycota; Dothideomycetes; Pleosporales; Pleosporaceae
Exons: 6
Coding region: 1-1167 (388 amino acids)
Molecular function (GO): zinc ion binding; DNA binding
Source: RefSeq, a predicted model, not a curated record
AUGGACGACGGAGGCCCUAAAUGGCGUCUUGAGCAAGCGAAAGGUGGUCAAGCGGUCUGCAACCAGGCCGCCUGCAAGCGCAGCAAGACCAAGAUUGUGAAAGGCGAACUACGUAUCGGUACGCACACGCUUUACGAUGAUGGGACGUCGUCUAGGUGGUACAUGGCCUGGCGCCACUGGGGCUGUGGCACCAAGCAACAGAUAGCAGGCUUGAAGGAGACUACCGGCAACGACCCGACAAAAGCACCUGGCUAUGAUCGACUCAGCCCGGAGAGUCAAGAGCAGGUCCGACUAGCCUUCGAGGAGGGCAAGCCUGUCGACAAAGACUUCAAGGGCAUCCGCGAAGACCUCGCCCAGGACGCUCGGGGAUACGCUAAAGAGUACACGAAUGUGAGCUUCUACAAAGUCGAUGUUGCUAGCCGCGCGUGUGCUUGCCGUGGCGGCGACUGCCUCGACAAGAACGUGAAGAUCACGAAGGGUGAACCCAGGCUUGGUCUCUCCGUUCCGUUCGAUGAGGAGCACGAAUCUAUGGUCUACAAGCACUGGCAAUGCAUGUCCGCCUACGACCUGGAACAAGUAGUAAUUCGGGCGGGCGAAGACUCCAUUGACGGCCUUGACUCUCUUCCCGCAGAAUUCGAGGAAAUUGUGACCAAGACGUUCGAGACGGGUAAGAUCGUCGAGCCACCGGAGCGCAUGACCGACCCGCCCAAGAAGCCAAAGAAGGCGAGAGUCAAGAAGCCUGUGGUGGAGGUCGAAGAAGUGGCUGAUGCGCCGGACGCAAUCGAGAAUAACUCUGCAAAAGGUGUACCUAUUGCUGUCCAUAUUGAAGAAGCAAAAGGUGAUCGUCCUGUCGAGCCUAUAAGUGCAACAGCUUCAGCGCCUAAGCCUAAGAAGUCGCGAGCGAAGAAGCGUCCCAUCCCGGAAGUGGAUGCGAGCAGCGAGGAUGAGGCUGAGUACAUCCCCAAGAAGUCGAGGAGCCGCUCAGUUCCAUUCAAGGAAGCUAUCGGCCCCCGAAAGAACACCUACAAAGAGCACAUAUACAUAGCUGAAGUAAUCUAUAUUAUCAGCAGCGGUCUCAAGCUUGGCAUUCACCUCGCGCAAGAAAUCAGAUACCUAGGCAGCUCUCCGUCAUUUAACCCUUCGUACUCCUAUUAUACAAUGGUUUGA